CCCAGAAGCUGCAUUCCGAGCAUCAAUUGCAUCUCGUCUCGCCUUUCCUUUUAUUUCUCACCUUAUUUUGGCAAGGUAUGUCGGUGAUAUGUGUGGCGACGACCAAGUUGGGAGCUCUGUUGCACACGGCUAAUAGCUCCAGACCCAGCUCCUUACAGCAAUCAUGGCGGCCAACACAUUCGAAGCCAAGGUCAAGUCGGUCCUCUCGGGCGACACGGUGGUGCUGCACAACAUCAACAACCCCAAGCAAGAGCGCAUACUGAGCCUGGCAUUCGUCACUGCGCCCCGCCUGCGACGGGAGGGAGACGAGCAGUUCGCCUUCGAGUCACGCGACUACCUGCGCCGCCUGCUCGUGGGCAAGGUCGUGCGCUUCCAGGUGCUGUACAAGAUCCCGACGGGCGCCAACCGCGAGUACGGGCUGCUUGUCCUGCCCGACCGCAUCGUGCUGCCCGAACAGGCCGUGGCCGAGGGGUGGGUCAAGCUGCGGGACGAUGCUGCACGCAAGGAAGACUCGGAGGAGGCCGCACAGCUGUUGGACCGGCUGCAGGCUGUCGAGGCGCACGCCCGGGUCGAGUCCAAGGGCCUGUGGCAGGAGUCGGGCAGCCGCAUCAACUCGCAGUCGGAGCUGGGCGACACGCAGAAGUUUGUCGAGGACCACAAGGGCGAGGAGAUCACCGCCAUCGUCGAAAAGGUCCUCGCCGGCGACCGUCUGAUCGUGCGCUUCCUCCUCUCGCCCACCGAGCACGUGCAGACCAUGGUGCUCCUCGCCGGCAUCCGCGCGCCUGCCACAAAGCGCACCAACCCGUCCGACGGCAAGGAGCACGCGGCCGAGGCCUUUGGCGACGAGGCGCAACAAUACGUCGAGUCGCGGCUGCUGCAGCGCAACGUCAGCGCCAUCGUGCUGGGCACCACGCCCAACGGCCAGAUCGUGGCUGACAUCAGACACCCCACCCAGGGCAGCAUCGCGCCCUUCAUCCUCAAGUCGGGCCUGGCCAAGUGCACCGACCACCAUACGACGCUGCUCGGGCAGCAGAUGGGUGUCUUGAGGAUGGCCGAGAAGGCCGCCAAGGACGGCCGCGUCGGUCUCUACCAGGGCCACGUUGCGCCCAAGACCAGCAAGGCGAACGAGAUCGAGGCCGUCGUGAGCAGAGUGCAGAGCGCCGACACCAUCUUCGUCCGCAACAAGGCCGGCGAGGAGAAGCGCAUCAACCUCAGCAGUGUCCGCCAGCCCAAGCCCACAGACCCCAGCCAGUCGCCGUGGGUAGCAGAAGCAAAGGAGUUCCUGCGGAAAAAGCUGAUCGGCAAGCACAUCAAGUACCACGUCGACGGCAAGCGCCCGGGGUCCGAGGGCUACGACGAGCGCGAGAUGACCACCGUCUCCCUGCAGGGCAAGAACAUCGGUCUGCUUCUUGUCGAGAGCGGCAUGGCUACCGUGAUCCGCCACCGCCAGGACGACACCGACAGGAGCCCCAUCUACGACGACCUCCUGCUUGCCGAGCAGACCGCCCAGGACGCACAAAAGGGCCUCUGGUCGCCAAAGUCACCCUCCACAAAGCAAUACGUCGACUACUCCGAGUCCCUCGAGAAGGCCAAGCGUCAACUCUCGCUGCUCUCUCGCCAACGCAGGGUGCCCGCCAUUGUUGACUACGUCAAAUCUGCCUCUCGCUUCACCGUCCUCGUCCCCCGCGAGAACGCCAAACUGACCUUUGUGCUCUCCGGAAUCCGCGCACCGAAAUCUGCCAGGAACGACAACGAAAAGGGCGAGCCGUUCGGCAAGGAGGCCCAUGAGUUUGCCAACAAGCGAUGCCAGCAGCGGGACGUCGAGAUUGACGUCGAGGACUGCGACAAAGUCGGUGGUUUCAUCGGCACGCUCUACAUCAACCGCGAGUCGUUUGCCAAGACGCUCGUCGAGGAGGGUCUGGCGUCCGUACACGCCUACUCGGCCGAGAAAUCCGGCAACGCAAACGAGCUCUUCGCCGCGGAGCAAAAGGCCAAAGACGCGCGGAAAAACCUGUGGCAAGAGUACGACCCUUCGCAAGAGGAAGAUGCGGAGGACAGCACAGCGUUCGCCACUCAGACGUCGACCAACGAUGCGCCAGUGUCGAGACAAAAAGACUACCGCGACGUCGUCGUCACACACGUCACCGACGAGGGCAGACUCAAACUCCAACAAGUCGGCACCGGCACAGCCGCCCUCACAGAACUAAUGAGCGCCUUCAGCAAAUUCCACAUGAACCCCACCAACUCAGCCGGGCUCCCCAACCCGCCCAAAGCCGGCGACUUCGUAGCCGCAAAGUUCACAGAAGACGACACCUGGUACCGCGCACGCAUCCGCCGCAACGACCGCGAAGCCAAAAAAGCAGAGGUCGUCUACGUCGACUACGGAAACUCGGAAACGAUCCCAUGGUCCCGUCUCCGGCCCCUCUCACAGCCGCAAUUCCUGCCCGCGAAACUCAAACCUCAGGCCCUCGACGCGCAGCUGUCUUUCAUCCAGUUACCGGGUAACCCAGAGUACCUCGCCGACGCGGUGCACGUCAUCGCGCAGGAGACGGCGGACCGUUCCCUCGUCGCGAAUGUCGACCAGGUGGAUCGCGAUGGCCUGCUGUGGGUUACGCUGUUUGAUCCCAAGCUGAGCAAGUCGGGCGAGGAGAGCGUGAAUGCCGAUGUGCUUAGUGAGGGGCUCGCCAUGGUGCCGAAGAAACUUAAGGCUUGGGAGAGGAGUGCGGGGGAUGUGCUCGCCGCGCUGAAGAGGAAGCAGGAUGUUGCUAAGGAGGAGAGGAGGGGGCAGUGGGAGUAUGGCGAUUUGACCGAGGAUGAUUAGGUGGGUGGUUGGAUGGGGAGGGGGGGGGUUGUGUUUGACUAGCCGUGUAUGUGUGUAUGUACGUGUGUGUCUAUGUAAAAGAUGG
Dothidotthia symphoricarpi CBS 119687 is the source of this 2906-nucleotide messenger RNA. RefSeq lists its product as uncharacterized. The transcript has 2 exons. Bases 164 to 2821 code for a protein of 885 amino acids. Gene Ontology annotation, cellular component: cytosol; nucleus; RISC complex. The record is from RefSeq and is a predicted model, not a curated record. Gene Ontology annotation, molecular function: RNA binding; nuclease activity. NCBI's taxonomy places the organism in Eukaryota, Fungi, Ascomycota, Dothideomycetes, Pleosporales, Dothidotthiaceae. Gene Ontology annotation, biological process: mRNA catabolic process; regulatory ncRNA-mediated gene silencing.